Molecule: messenger RNA, 2932 nt
Organism: Cavia porcellus (domestic guinea pig)
Lineage: Eukaryota; Metazoa; Chordata; Mammalia; Rodentia; Caviidae
Gene: Ssr3
Product: signal sequence receptor subunit 3
Exons: 5
Coding region: 75-632 (185 amino acids)
Biological process (GO): SRP-dependent cotranslational protein targeting to membrane
Cellular component (GO): endoplasmic reticulum; membrane
Source: RefSeq, a predicted model, not a curated record
CGGGGGGCGGGGCCAGCGGCCUCCGGCGACUCCGCGUCGGGCUGGACUUCCCGGCUGCCGACCUACGCUCCGCCAUGGCUCCCAAAGGCGGCUCCAAGCAGCAGUCCGAGGAGGACCUGCUCCUGCAGGAUUUUAGCCGCAACCUUUCGGCCAAGUCCUCCGCGCUCUUCUUCGGGAACGCAUUCAUCGUAUCUGCCAUCCCCAUCUGGUUAUAUUGGCGAAUAUGGCACAUGGAUCUUAUUCAGUCUGCUGUUCUGUACAGUGUGAUGACCUUAGUAAGCACUUACUUGGUAGCCUUUGCAUACAAGAAUGUAAAAUUCGUUCUCAAGCACAAAGUAGCACAGAAGAGAGAGGAUGCUGUUUCUAAAGAAGUGACUCGAAAACUUUCUGAAGCUGAUAAUAGAAGGAUGUCUCGGAAAGAAAAAGAUGAAAGAAUCUUGUGGAAGAAGAAUGAAGUUGCUGAUUAUGAAGCUACAACAUUUUCCAUCUUUUAUAACAACACUUUGUUCCUGGUCUUGGUCAUUGUUGCUUCCUUUUUUAUACUGAAGAACUUCAACCCUACAGUGAACUACAUUUUGUCCAUAAGUGCUUCAUCAGGACUCAUCGCCCUCCUGUCAACUGGCUCCAAGUAGACCAUGUCACUUGGCACCCUGCUGUGUAUUAUGUGUGGCCUGUGGUGUAUGAAAAAGGAGCAGGGUGGUCAGUGUGAGAGACACAAGAUGUUUUUAUAGUCUCUGGAGUUUGAGGGUUUGAAAGAAUGUAACAGAAUGUAAUUCGUUAUUUGUUUAUUGGCUCUUUGUGACAGAUUGGUGAAAUUAAAUGAAUUGAAAGGGAAACUCAGAGUACCAGAACAUUUAUUAAAAGGCAAGAAGACUUGUAAUGCGCUCUAAUAACAAGUGGUGAAAAUAACUUGUUUCCUUGAUCUGUCAGAGGUCACAGUAACCUGUGGGCUGAGCUGUUAUUAUUUAUAAUAGUAGCAAGAAGUUAAUAACUGGUUCUCUGCGUUCCAAGCACAAUAUUACAACUUUUUUGAACCAUAAAUAUCAGAAUGAAUUGUCUUCCCAGGGGACUGAACAGAAGCCUCAUGUUUACAAGGCUCUGAAUUUGUUAGUUGAACAUCUCUCCCCACCCUUUGUUUUUGUUUUUUUUAAAUAAGAAAGGCAGCCAAGGUAGAAGUAACCUAAAAAUAGUGCCGCAGGGCUAUGAGAGUUGGCCUGGAGAGUUGAAGCACACACUGUUCAUCUGUAUGACUUUGGCCCUGGGUGGCCACAGAGGUCAAGUUGACCCUGCCAUGUUGGUUUCAUAGGUUGUCAUUGGAAUCAUUAUUUUCCAUGACCAUAGUUUCACACCACUGGAAAAAGUUGAGAGAGAGAGACCCGCUUUCCUGAUAUUGACACGUAAAAAAACCAAAGUGAUUUUGUGAAUGUAAUUCUGGAAUUCUAAGAACUCAUCAAGGAAUUUGCAGUGGUGUAAAUGCUUGUCAGUGUUUUUCCUCUAGAACUUUCUUAAGUUCGACUCUUUAGUCUACAAGUUCCUGUCUGUUGUGAACAAAAUAUCUAUCUCUUCAGCCCUAGAGGGUACAGCUGAGAGCAGUCUUGCAUUUUUUACUAAUGUAUUUAUAGAUAUUAUCAUUUAUUGCCUGUACCAUGAACUGAAAAACUUUGACUUUUUUUUUUACUUAUCAUUAAUGAUACUGGUUUCAUAAUUCUGUAAGCUUUUGGCAGCAUACAUUAAUUUCCUACAAGUUGUACCUUAAGGGGAAUAUAUUGCUGAUCUUUAGUUUUCAUGUCAAAAUUUCAGGUGAACUUUAUAAGUGAUACUUAUUUAUAACUUUUUAAACAGUAUUUGUCAGUUUAGCAUUUACUUCUGUGCUACUAGACGUGUUGGUGUACUGCCUCCAAGAACUUUUGAAAGAGGGGCAGGAAUACAUUUGCAUAGUGACUCCAAUUGUCAGUGUCUGCAUUUGGGUUUAAUUUUCAUCAUUCCUUCUAGAAGUUGGCAGUUCUUUACUCUGCUGUAUUAUUACCCGAGUGGCAUCAUUGGCUAAAAUGGAGUGAAUAAGGAAGAGAUAGACUGCAAAGUACAGCUGGGUAGCACAUAAAGAGGUUCAUUUUUGUUAUAUUCUUCAUUUUUAUUUACUUGUGAUUAAAAAUUCUUUGAAAGUCAAUAGUUUGGUGAUGUGGAAUUCAUGUACCCCAGUACAUUUGUUUACUUGAUGAAAUGAUUCUUAGACAAAUCUUAAAGUGUAACCAGAGCCGAACCAAAUACAUUUUAAACUAUUGGUGAAAACUUGCCACUAGAGGGCAGUGCCUGUGUACGUGAAAAAAAAUUGCCACCAUUUUUGGUAUAAAAAAUUGAUAAAAUUUGUGGGAAAGUGAGUAAGCAAAACUUGUUUUCUGUCCUUUUUCAUUUUUAUCGGUACCGGGGAUCGAACUCACGACCGCCUGCUAGCAAGGCAGGUGCUUAUGCCGCUGAGCUAAAUCCCCAGCCCCUUGUUUUCUGUCCUGAAUAUUUCCUGUGGCACUUUUUAAAAAAAUCCUGAUACUGUUCUCCAACUUUCUAUGCAUUUAUGUGUAUGUGAUUGUGUACUCAGAGUUGGACAGUUUAUGCUAAGGAUUUAUUGUAGUACUUGUGGAAAUUCAGAAAUCUUUCUUCAGUGUUCUUAUCAUCACAAAGAACUAUGCAGUACAUAGAGUUGCGAUGUGCUGAAUCAGACUAAGAUAGUAAAAACCUGCAGGGGAAUUUCCAUCUUAAAAAGACCCUUGCCUAAUACCAGUAAAAUAAAAGGUAUUCUGCAGAAAUUGGGAUUUAAAAGGAUUGCAUUCCUAUUUCCACACUUACAAUGCAGAGAAACUUAGUGGUAAACACAUUCAUUUGUGAAUUUUCGUUUCCUCAUUUACAGUUCAAUAAAAAUCUUGGAUUUUGAAAUGUG